Messenger RNA from Trichomonas vaginalis G3, 576 nucleotides. RefSeq lists its product as uncharacterized. The transcript has a single exon. The record is from RefSeq and is a predicted model, not a curated record. The annotation marks the transcript as partial. NCBI's taxonomy places the organism in Eukaryota, Parabasalia, Trichomonadida, Trichomonadidae.
AUGAAUGAAACUACAGACAAACUUAACUCUUCUCUCAUUCUUCCUUUCAGUAAGGACUAUGAGUUCUGUUCAAAUGGUGUUUAUUUCUAUUGUGGAAAGAUGGGUUCAGGUAAGACAUUUAACCUCAUUCGUCAUAUACUCAUAACAGAACGUUUAGGAAAUGACUCAUAUUAUGACCAAAUCAUUAUAUCAGCAACUUCAGACUCUAUGGACUCAACAGCGAAAACAUUUAUGUCAAAAGUUCAAGCCUCUGUCGUUAAAGUUCCAGACAGUGAACUCAUUGAAUUUCUUCAACGUUACAUUCGACGUAAGAGGAAAUAUUAUGCCAUCGUUGAAUUUAUACAGUCAGGAAUGCAAAAGACUUCUGAGGAGAUGGAAAGAAUUAUUGACAAACACCACUUACGUCAGUACUCAGGAGUUUACGAUAUGAAACGACUUACAAACUACAUUCUGUCAAAACUUUCAAAAUACCCCUUCAAAAAGUAUCCUUCAAACACUCUGCUCGUUUGCGACGACUUCGCUGGUAAAGGUUUAGUUUCAAAACCAGACUCACCAUUAGCUAACAUCAUUACUAAA